Messenger RNA from Pongo pygmaeus (Bornean orangutan), 3814 nucleotides. It is a transcript of the gene ARID3A, whose product is annotated as AT-rich interaction domain 3A. Gene Ontology annotation, cellular component: nucleus. NCBI's taxonomy places the organism in Eukaryota, Metazoa, Chordata, Mammalia, Primates, Hominidae. The record is from RefSeq and is a predicted model, not a curated record. Gene Ontology annotation, biological process: regulation of transcription by RNA polymerase II. Bases 1819 to 3597 code for a protein of 592 amino acids. The transcript has 9 exons. Gene Ontology annotation, molecular function: DNA binding.
CCUUGUCUUGAAGUUGUCGCAGGUGGGGGAGGGGCGACAGACCCGACCAGACCCUGAGUCAGAAAUGCCCCCUCAGCACUUUCUUGGGUUGGGUGGGUGGGGGGUGACCGCCAGCCUGGGGAUGGGGGGCUGGGUGCCGCCCUGGUGGCCUCCGGACCACCAGGCUCUCCUGGUCACAACCCAGCACUAUGGCCCUGAGGUCUUUGUGACUUGGGACCUCUGUCCCCACAACAGAUGGAACAGAGGCUAUUUUGGAACGUGCCCUCCUCGCUUUCUCCCAGGGGCCACCCACCUGCCCCCCACUGCCUUUUCACCCAUGGGGCAGAAAGACUCAGGGGUCUGGGUAAAGGGUGUCUGGGGCAGAGGGGCCGCAGGGCUCUCCUGUCCGGUGACUGGGGAGGCUUGGGGUGGUCUGCUGUGCAACACUGACCUGGGUGGGGUAGGGUCACAGGAGGGAUCUGAGUCCCAGGGGCCCCUGCCUCCUCGUCUCUCCAGGCCCUGUCUGCCCAGGAGCUGUGUAUGAGUCUUGGGGGCUCCUUUGCCAGAGUAAGGGUUGGGGGCGGCCUCCUGGGCCCAGCUGCCUCUCCGGAGGGUGGAGCUUUGCCCCUCCACUGUCCCCAUGAUGUGCCUUCCCUCUGGGGUGUCACUCCAGGCCUGUUGGGUUCUGCCCGGCCUGUUUUAUUGGCGGCCUGGGCGGGUGGAGGUGUGGCCUGGGCUAGGGGGUGGCUCGGGUGGGACCCAGGCCCCAGGAGUCUCUGUUCCUCACCCAGGCCAUUAGGACUGGCCCUGGGUGGAAGGGACUCUAGGCUGGGUGAGUGUGUUGCCGUCCGAGACAUCUGGCCUACUCGGGAUCCCAGAGGACUGGGAAACUCCAGACCCCUGUUGCCCUGCGGAGAUUGUGGGGUCUGCGUGGGAGGCUCUGUGGUCACCCAGACCUGGAUUCAAACCCCAGCCCCAUGUGUCCAAGCAGAGGAUCCCUGAGCCUCAGUUGUCCUCAACCAUGGAAUGGGACCGCCCGGGUGCCCCCUUCUCUGACACCUGUUGGUGCUCACCUUAACCUCCUGAACUCGAUUCGUCCCUCCUUGAGUGCCAUGGGGAGGGUACUGUUAUCCACACUGUUUUGCAGGUGGGGAACCUGAGGCCCAGAGAAGUUGUGGCUUGGGAGUUGCUGUUGAGUUAUGUGAUGGGGGGAGGGUUAGCCCCGGGCCCGUAUACAACAGGCGCUCAAUCUCAGCCAGCCACCGUCUCUGUCUGCCUGAGAUGGGAGGAUACCUAGAUACCUGGAGGCCAGGCUGGGCUGCUUCAACAGGGACUCAGGCAGCAACUGGAACUUAGAACCCACCUGACUGGGGCCCGGAGCCCGCUGGCCAAUCACAGGCCAGGAACGCCCAUUCCCCCACCCUGCUUAUGAAGCAAUAAUCCAAGAUCUCCUGGGGCAGACAGUCUGGCCACAGCGUGUUUCUCUGUGGCCCAGUGCGGGGCGACCUUGCUACCCAGGCCCAUAGUAGGCUGUAUGUGAAGAGCCUGCGCCUCUGCCUCCAAGAAGGCCUCCAGGUUUCUGCAAAUGCGUGAAUGAGCCGGAUGCCAGCCUCUGUCCCCUGGAGCCCAGCGUGAGGAAGAGGCAUGCCCCAUCAGGCUUCAGCUUGAGCCCGGCGGCCCCCGCCCCCGCCCCCUGCCACCCUGCACUGCCCCGGCUCCCCCGCGGCCCCCACGCUGCAGUGCGGCCGGGCCCCCUCCCCGCAGGGGCCGCCCCCGCCGCCCACCCCUAGCGCCCGUGGUGGUGGUGGUGGUGGUGGUGGUGGCCCGGGCCGCAGGGCUAUGAAGCUACAGGCCGUGAUGGAGACGCUCUUGCAGCGGCAGCAGCGGGCACGCCAGGAGCUGGAGGCCCGACAGCAGCUGCCCCCCGAUCCCCCUGCUGCACCCCCUGGCCGGGCCCGGGCUGCCCCCGACGAGGACAGAGAGCCCGAGAGUGCCCGGAUGCAGCGGGCUCAGAUGGCCGCACUCGCAGCCAUGCGUGCUGCAGCUGCGGGCCUGGGACACCCUGCCAGCCCUGGCGGCUCUGAGGAUGGGCCUCCAGGCUCGGAGGAGGAGGACGCGGCCCGGGAGGGGACACCGGGCUCGCCCGGCCGAGGCAGAGAAGGGCCAGGAGAGGAGCACUUUGAGGACGUGGCCUCCGACGAGGACAUGAAGCCCAAAUGGGAGGAGGAGGAGAUGGAGGAAGACCUCGGGGAGGAUGAGGAGGAGGAGGAGGAGGAUUACGAGGAUGAGGAGGAGGAGGAGGACGAGGAGGGGCUGGGCCCCCCAGGCCCUGCCAGCUUGGGCACCACGGCACUGUUCCCCCGAAAGGCCCAGCCACCCCAGGCCUUCCGCGGCGAUGGCGUUCCCAGGGUGCUGGGGGGCCAGGAGCGGCCGGGGCCUGGCCCUGCCCACCCCGGAGGGGCCGCCCACGUAGCUCCGCAGCUGCAGCCGCCUGACCACGGGGACUGGACUUAUGAGGAGCAGUUUAAGCAGCUCUACGAACUCGACGGGGACCCCAAGAGGAAGGAAUUCCUGGAUGACUUGUUCAGCUUCAUGCAGAAGCGAGGGACACCUGUGAACCGCAUCCCCAUCAUGGCCAAACAGGUCCUUGACCUGUUCAUGCUGUACGUGCUGGUGACGGAGAAGGGUGGCCUCGUGGAGGUCAUCAACAAGAAGCUGUGGCGCGAGAUCACCAAGGGCCUCAACCUGCCCACGUCCAUCACCAGUGCAGCCUUCACCCUGCGGACCCAAUACAUGAAGUACCUGUACCCCUACGAGUGUGAGAAGCGGGGCCUCAGUAACCCCAACGAGCUCCAGGCAGCCAUAGACAGCAACCGACGGGAGGGCCGGCGCCAGAGCUUUGGGGGCUCCCUCUUUGCCUAUUCGCCAGGCGGGGCACAUGGCAUGCUCUCCUCACCCAAGCUGCCCGUGUCCUCCCUGGGCCUGGCCGCAAGCACCAACGGCAGCUCCAUCACCCCCACCCCUAAGAUCAAGAAAGAGGAGGACUCAGCCAUCCCCAUCACGGUCCCUGGCCGCCUGCCGGUCUCCCUGGCAGGCCACCCUGUGGUGGCAGCCCAGGCAGCAGCUGUGCAAGCAGCAGCCGCCCAAGCAGCUGUGGCCGCACAGGCAGCUGCCCUGGAACAGCUGCGGGAGAAGCUGGAGUCUGCAGAGCCUCCUGAGAAGAAGAUGGCCCUGGUGGCUGAUGAGCAGCAACGGCUGAUGCAGCGGGCACUACAGCAGAACUUCCUGGCCAUGGCGGCCCAGCUGCCCAUGAGCAUUCGGAUCAACAGCCAAGCUUCCGAAAGCCGCCAGGACUCUGCUGUGAACCUGACGGGCACCAACGGCAGCAACAGCAUCAGCAUGUCAGUGGAGAUCAACGGCAUCAUGUACACAGGAGUUCUGUUUGCUCAGCCGCCGGCCCCCACGCCAACCUCUGCUCCCAACAAAGGAGGCAGCGGCGGCGGCAGCAGCAGCAACACAGGCAGCCGGGGAGGAAACACCGGAACCAGCAGUGGCCAAGCUGGGCCAGCGGGGCUGUCUGCACCCUCCACAUCUACCUCAAAUAACUCGUUGCCUUAACCACAUCACUCCCCACCCGCCACCCACCCUGGAGCCCGCCGGCCUGGGCAGGGGGUCCAGGUGGGCCACACGGGCCAGGAUGGCGGAAGAUACGGGUGGGGAGGGAAGAUAUCCAGAAAGGAGCCACAGCUGAAGCCAAAAAGAAGAGAAAAAAGAUAUAUAUAUAUAUAUACGUAUAUAUAUAAAGAGAAUUUAAUAAAACGGGAAAACCAAGGAA